UAAUUCCCUCACCUGCCCAUCUAACCAAAACAUGCAAAUAUUAACUCCGUCCCUUCCCAUUCGCCUUUAAAUAUUCAAACCCAACCGUGGAAGGAACCUACUAACUCUCUCUUUUCUCACAAUGGCACUUUCUUCAACAAAACCAAACCCCACUCUCACAUUCAUUUUUUCAACCUUUGUGUUAUGCAGUACAACAUUACUGUGUUGUGCUAGUGUUCCAACCAAAACAGAAGCUGGAUUUGAGUUUCUUAAGGUUGCUCCAUCGGAGUUUGUUGGGUCAGUGAAUGAUGUGGUUGAUAUUUUGCAACAGGUUACAAGUAUUCUUUCGCAAUUUGGUGGUGAUGGGUUUGGUGAUUCGCGUUUAUCAAAUGCUGUUUCUGAUUGUAUUGAUUUGCUUGACCUUUCAUCUGAUGCUCUUACUUGGUCUGUUUCUGCUACUCAGAACCCCCAAGGUAAGCAUAAUAGUACAGGAAACGUGAGCUCUGAUGUAAGAACAUGGCUAAGUGCCGCACUUGCAAAUCCAGAGACCUGCCAAAACGGAUUCGAAGGUACAAAUGGCAUUGCAAGCACUUUAGUCUCCACUGGCCUAGGCCAAAUGAUGUCACUUCUCACAGAGCUUCUCACACAAGUGAACCCUAACUCCGAUAGCUUCGCAACAAAGCAAGCACAAAAAGGCCAGUUUCCUGCAUGGUUCAAACGAGAAGACAGAAAGCUCUUGAUGGCAAAUGGUGUGGCUGUUGACGUAGUGGUUGCUAAGGACGGUAGCGGCAAUUUUACGACGGUGAUGGAUGCGGUGCAUGCAGCUCCUGAUUAUAGCAUAAAACGGUUUGUGAUUUAUGUGAAGAGAGGGGUUUAUGUUGAGAAUGUUGAAAUAAAGAAGAAGAAAUGGAAUCUUAUGAUGGUUGGAGAUGGUAUGAAUGCGACGGUUAUUUCGGGUAAUCGGAGCUUCGUCGACGGGUGGACCACGUUCAGAUCAGCUACCUUUGCUGUGAGUGGCAGAGGAUUUAUAGCAAGAGACAUCAGUUUUCAAAACACUGCAGGACCUGAGAAGCACCAAGCAGUGGCAUUAAGAUCCGACUCCGACCUUUCCGUAUUUUAUCGAUGCGGAAUUUUUGGUUACCAAGAUAGUCUCUAUACUCACACAAUGCGUCAAUUCUAUCGCGAAUGCAAAAUCAGCGGCACCGUGGAUUUCAUCUUUGGCGACGCCACGACAGUUUUUCAAAACUGUCAAAUACUAGUCAAGAAAGGCUUACCAAAUCAGAAAAACACCAUCACUGCUCAAGGACGAAAAGAUCCCAAUGAGCCAACCGGUUUCUCAAUCCAGUUCUGCAACAUCACUGCUGAUACCGAUCUUCUUCCUUUGAUUAACUCCACCUGGACGUAUCUUGGAAGACCCUGGAAACAAUAUUCGAGAACAGUUUUCAUGCAAUCUCAUAUAAGUGAUGUGUUGCGGCCGGAAGGGUGGCUAGAAUGGAAUGGAGAUUUCGCGUUGGAUACAUUAUACUAUGCGGAGUACAUGAAUUAUGGUCUCGGAGCCGGAUUGAAUAAACGAGUUAAAUGGCCGGGAUAUCAUAUUAUAAAUGAUUCAAGUCAUGCUAAUAACUUCACAGUAACACAAUUUCUUGAAGGGAAUCUAUGGUUGCCUACAACAGGUGUGUCCUUUACUGCUGGACUAGAAGUUUGAGACAUUGCAAAAAACUUUGGUUGUUCAAGUGGUUCUUUAAGGUUGGUAGAAUGGGAAAAAUAUGAUGAGUGAUGUGUUAUUGUUAUUUGAUUAGUUUGUACUUGUUAUUUAAGAUACUAUAUAUACUUGUGAUUUAGGAGUUAGGGUGUUUCUAAAUUUUGGAUAAAUUUUAUUACUGUAAUGUUGAAAACUUGAGAUACAACUUGAAUCAAGUUUUAAGUAGAGUGUAAUUAGUGUUAUAUACUUGGUUGAAUUCAACAUGAAGAGAAUAUAUUUGUGAUUUGCUCA
Messenger RNA from Vicia villosa (hairy vetch), 1972 nucleotides. Its product is annotated as pectinesterase/pectinesterase inhibitor PPE8B-like. Gene Ontology annotation, molecular function: pectinesterase inhibitor activity; pectinesterase activity. The record is from RefSeq and is a predicted model, not a curated record. The coding region runs from base 122 to 1684 and encodes 520 amino acids. Gene Ontology annotation, biological process: cell wall modification. The transcript is spliced from 3 exons. Lineage: Eukaryota; Viridiplantae; Streptophyta; Magnoliopsida; Fabales; Fabaceae.